AUGACCUGGCCUAUCUGGAAAAACAACUGGGAAUCUGGCAAGUUUCUGCCUCUGGACUACGACUCUUCUGAAGCGCCGGCUGAGCCUGGAGGAAUGGACGUCGCCUCGACUGUCUACGUUCUCAACAUCAGCGCUCAUUCGGAAGAACAUGCUAGAAUCUCCAUGAGAGUCCAGUACGUGCUGUGCUGGUACGAUCCCCGUCUGUUUGGCCUGGCACCGGGGUGGGUCCUGGUCCCGCCCGCCCUACUCUGGUCCCCGCCGCUCGCGUUCGGACGGACGGUCCGCCGGGCCAGCACAGAGGAAGACGAUGACAACAAGAUGUGGAUUAACCAAGAUGGACUGAUCAUUCUUCAGAUAACCCGUCUGCUACAAGUGACCUGUGUGGCCAAAUUGGCGAGGUAUCCUCUCGACACUCAGGUCUGUUCUGUGGCUCUGCUUGGAUACAACGGCAUACGGUACCGUCUGCAGCCGUCUACAUUACCCAAACGGGCCCCCAUCAAAAGUGACGCUACAGGAGUGGUGUCACAGUUCACGUUCAUCGGAGUGGAAGAACGGGCGGUCUUCAAGUCAUUCAUCACUAACGGCACGAACGAGUGCGUUUACCUCGAGCAGGACUGUGACUACCGUUUGGAGGAGUGCAUGACGUCACUUUCAGACGAGUGUACAGCUGGGUCCGGCUGUGGCCACUGUUACCUCAUCAUCGGGGACUGUCUACAUCAACUGCAGACCUGUCCACGUUAUCUCAAUGACACCAGUGCGUUCACGUCCCUGGAAGUGCACGUCCGACUCCGAAGAGUCCUGUGGCGGUACAUCCUGACUGCCUACCUCCCGUCCACCGUCGUGGUUUCCGCCUCUUAUCUACAGACAUGGCUGUCGCCCACACAGGCCGCCAUUUCUCCCAGGAUCGUUCUCGGUGUCAUGUCAGUACUGACGAUGAUCAAACAGAUGGGGAAGACUGCGCGCAUGCCUUGGGUUGAUGAACCAAGGGCAAUUGACAUCUGGAUGUUGGGAUGUCUGUCCUUUGUGAUUGUGGUACUUCUGGAGACCGCUGUAGCACACUUUCUGUCCUUGUCCAUGCAGGAAAAGGAGAAGAAAGAAAUCCGUGCAGAGGAGCUGGAGAGAGAACGGAACCCUCCUGUCCAAAUCCCCCGGCCCGGACUGAGGGAUCCCUCGGGGUGGACUCACAGGCCGCCCGAACACCUACAGAACAACGGUACGCUCUUCAGCCAACCGAUAUCCAUCCCUCGUGCACGUUUGUACAAUCCUUCCUGGCUAAAGUGGCACCAAAUGGCGGAUAAUAAGGAAUGGGUGAUUGUGAUCAAAGAGAAUGGCACUGAUCUCAAGAAGGAAGACGACAACGUCUGGAAGUCGCGAGACCACGCCGACAGUCCGACCGUGUCGUACACCCCUCCCACGAUGACGUCACACACCAUGUACACAAACGUCCCGGCUUUUGACGCCAGAACCGUCGGGCCGACGCAAGAAUGCCAGAUGCUGGACGGGACAUCCUACCGUGGACUGGUUUCCAUGACGGUCGCGAACAAGACGUGUCAGUCGUGGGGCAGUCAGACACCUCACCAGCACAGCUACACGCCUACCGCCUACCCCUCAUCCGGACUGCAGCAGAACUACUGCCGCAAUCCGUCCGGCGAUACCGCGGUGUGGUGCUACACCUCGGACCCCGCACAGAGAUGGGCAUAUUGUGACGUCCCCGUUUGUGAUUUGGCAUGUACCGGAAAGACAACAGGCAUCCUCUACAUAUACAACUGGGAUUUGCCGCCCGCCACUUCACCGUACUUUUUCCUGGUGAGAGCUCCGAGCGACGUGCACAUUGCGCUGGCAAACAGCAAUAACUUCCUGACAGUCCUGUAUCCCAUGUAUGAACUUGUCAUCGGCGGUUGGGGCAACGCCAGGAGCGCCAUUCGCAGGGGAGCACAGGGCGUAAACAUGAUCAGUCUUGCCACUGGAGAGUGGACUGAUCCCGAGCCUCUGCCGGUCAGCUACUUCGGGUAUUCCACCGGGUUCGGUAAUCCUGGAGACUGGCAAUUUUGUGAAGGAGGGAUGGACGUUUCCUCCUCUGUCUACAUUCUUAACAUCGGCACUCUGUCAGAAAAGAACGCGAACAUAUCCGUCAGGAUCCAGUACACGUUGUCCUGGGCGGAUUACCGACUUUUCGGCAUCGCGCAGUCCUGGGUUCCCGUGCCGCCGGCCCUGGUCUGGUCCCCGCCGCUCGGCUUCGGCCAGUCCGUCCGCCGGGUCAUCGCGGAGGAGGAGGGGGACACCGCCAUGUGGAUGGACCCGCGGGGAAUGGUCACCUACAAGAUGACGUACGCAUCAGAUAUGAUUAUACGUGUACUGACGGUCAGCUGUGUGGCCAGGCUGGAGAGGUAUCCACUAGACACACAAGUCUGCCGGGUGGUGUUACAUGCAUAUAACGGAAUACGGCUCCGACUGCAGUCGUCCCGGCAAGCCCAGAGUGCACCUAUCAAGGUAGACGCCAGGGGGAUCCGGUCGCAGUUUAUACUGGUGGGGGCUGAGCAGAAGGCUGGCUUCAAGUCUUUCCGUGAGAACGCCACAGACACAGGCGCAACCACUUGGUUGGAGGUGGAUGUCCGGCUCAGAAGAGUCCUGUGGCGGUACAUCCUCACAUACUACCUCCCGUCUACUGUCGUCGUGCUGGCCGCCUUCUUACAAACAUGGCUGCCGCUUACACUAUCCACAGUCUCCGCUAGGGUUGUUCUGGGCACUACCGCAGUCCUGUCCAUGAUAAUACAGGCGGGGAAAACUGUACAAAUGCCGUGGAGGCAGUGA
This is a messenger RNA of Branchiostoma belcheri (Belcher's lancelet), 2811 nucleotides long. RefSeq lists its product as uncharacterized. The record is from RefSeq and is a predicted model, not a curated record. The transcript is spliced from 18 exons. Gene Ontology annotation, molecular function: chloride channel activity; transmembrane signaling receptor activity; neurotransmitter receptor activity. Bases 1 to 2811 code for a protein of 936 amino acids. Gene Ontology annotation, cellular component: synapse; membrane; neuron projection. Gene Ontology annotation, biological process: signal transduction; regulation of membrane potential; chloride transmembrane transport. NCBI's taxonomy places the organism in Eukaryota, Metazoa, Chordata, Leptocardii, Amphioxiformes, Branchiostomatidae.